Messenger RNA from Durotheca rogersii, 1314 nucleotides. Its product is annotated as RNA-binding domain-containing protein. Gene Ontology annotation, molecular function: mRNA binding. The transcript has a single exon. The record is from RefSeq and is a predicted model, not a curated record. Bases 1 to 1314 code for a protein of 437 amino acids. Lineage: Eukaryota; Fungi; Ascomycota; Sordariomycetes; Xylariales; Xylariaceae.
AUGUCCUACCCGCCUCCUCCAGGCUCGAGCACCUCGUCCCUCCCGCCGCGCCCGCCGCCGUCGAGGGCCUCCGGCUUCAAGCCCGCCUUCUCCUCCGCGCACGCGCACGCGCACGCCUCCGCCCCCGGCACCAGCGCCGCGCCCUACGCCGCCUCGAGCUAUGCCGGCGCCCCCAGCUCCGCCGGCGCCGUGCAGUACGGCGCCGCCGUCCCGCCGCCGUCCUCGUCUUCGUACCAGCCGUACGCGCGGUCGGGGCCCGUGACCGGCGGCGGCUACCAGCGCCACCAGUCGCACCACCAGUCGCACCACCAACACCACCCACCACCACCAACGAACCCCUACCACCACUACCCGGGCGGACAGCCGUCGCUGCAGGGCUACCAGCAGGGCUACUACGGGGCGCCGCCGGCCCAGGGGCCCGGCGUGACCGCCGCCCCGCCGACGUCGUACGGCGCGCCGCCGCAGAUCCGCAACCCCUUCCCGGCGCCGGCCCAGCCGAAGAACGACGACUACGACCCGGACAUGGCGGCGCAGAUCGCGCAGUGGCAGAGCGCUUACGUUAAGGACCCGAGCAAGGAGGCCACCGGCGCCAUCGCAGGGACCGGCGCUGCGGUGGGCGGGCGGGCGGGCGGGGGCGGCGCCAACGGCGCAGUGCCGAUGACGUACGGCGGCGACCCGAACGCGGGCGGCGCAGGCCCCGCGGCGGCGGCGGCAGCGGCGGCAGCGACGGCAGCAGCGACGGCGGGCGGCGCGGCCUCGGCGGCGGGCGGCCCGCCGGACAAGAAGAAGACGGUGGUGCGGGCGGGCGGGGGCCAGAACUGGACGGACGACACGCUGCUGGAGUGGGACCCGUCGCACCUGCGGCUGUUCGUGGGGAACCUGGCGGGGGAGACGACGGACGAGUCGCUGUACAAGGCGUUCUCGCAGUGGCGGUCGCUGCAGAAGGCGCGGGUGAUCCGGGACAAGGUGACGAGCAAGUCGCGGGGGUACGGGUUCGUGUCGUUCAGCGACCCGGACGAGUUCUUCUCGGCGGCCAAGGAGAUGAACGGCAAGUACAUCCAGAGCCACCCGGUGGUGGUGCGCAAGAGCACGACCGAGAUCAAGCCGACCGUCGUCCGCACCGGCCACGGCGCCGGCCGCAACAGCCACAACAAGAACAAGAACAAGAACAAGAACCGCGGCAACGGGGCCGGAAGCGGCGGCGCCGCCGGAGGCGCAGGGACAGGUGCCCACGAGCCCCAUCUCGGGCCCGCCGGCGGCGGCGUCCACAAGCCCGGACAGAAGACGAAGGGCGGGCUGAGGCUGCUGGGCUGA